CAAUAGGGAUCCCCAUAGUGACGGAUCCUCCAUAGCUCCCCUAUGCAUCUUUUAUUAUAAGUGCUGGCUUUUUAAAUGGUGAUCUCCUUCGAAAUCUUGAAUUAAGGAAUGAUACCAAUAAUGAGGCUUGUGCUCCAGCUUUUAGCCAAAUAUUUGUGUGUAUUAUUUCAUGCAGUCAAUCCAAGUUUUUCAUUGCCAGCGCUAGAAGUUCAAAAUGAAUCCUACAUAGUUCCUACCGAGCCAAGGAUAAAAGCAGAAAUCAUCUCUCAAAAGGUGGAGAACUUCUUCAAUCCUCUGACAUGCUGGCCCAGAGGAAAUCAGAAAGCGGUGGCUUGCAGAGCUGGAGAUCACAUCAACCAGACGUUGUGCCUAGAAAACAAAUGUUGUGUUUCGUCCAGAAAAUUUAUUCAAUUAGACUGCUAUACUCCGUUUGAAGACCGCCCUCAACAGAUUUUGAGAAUAUUUGGUGUUGGCAUCGCAGGAAUGUUGGCCAUUGUCUGUCUCCCAUUUUGCUGUUUUGUGGUAGAGAGAAGCCCGUGUGCCAAUCCUUUGCGUCGUGCCCCCAAAGAAGAUGACACUGAAGAAGGAAGUGAGGACAGUGACGAGAGCAGCAGUAGCUAAUCUGCAGAAUGAAUUCAAAGCUACGUUGAAUUGUUAUGAAAGAGAACUAUAAAUGUUCAUCGUGAUAUGCCUAAA
This is a messenger RNA of Pantherophis guttatus, 696 nucleotides long. The record is from RefSeq and is a predicted model, not a curated record. Lineage: Eukaryota; Metazoa; Chordata; Lepidosauria; Squamata; Colubridae.